This is a messenger RNA of Daucus carota subsp. sativus, 1095 nucleotides long. Its product is annotated as glutathione S-transferase DHAR3, chloroplastic. Bases 84 to 875 code for a protein of 263 amino acids. NCBI's taxonomy places the organism in Eukaryota, Viridiplantae, Streptophyta, Magnoliopsida, Apiales, Apiaceae. Gene Ontology annotation, biological process: cellular oxidant detoxification; protein glutathionylation; ascorbate glutathione cycle. Gene Ontology annotation, molecular function: glutathione dehydrogenase (ascorbate) activity. The transcript is spliced from 6 exons. The record is from RefSeq and is a predicted model, not a curated record.
CCCGUAACCGCUUUUUACAUUUGGCUCCCGUUACUACACGGCUACACCAACACAACCUCAUCUCCUGUCACCAACGCAAAAACAUGUCCACUACUUUUCACCCUCCAGCUUCUCUGACAACAACUAUCAAACACCUUGCCUGCAACUUGAAAAACCCUCUCAUCCCCACACAUUUUACUAAAACUCCACCCCAUUUGAAAUCAACAUUCAGAAAAUUCACUGUAUCCAUGGCUACUACCCCUUUUGAAGUCUGCGUCAAGGCCUCCUACACCGUCCCCAACAAGCUUGGAGACUGUCCAUUUACGCAGAGAGUUUUGUUAACGCUGGAGGAGAAGCAUCUUCCUUAUGACAUGAAGUUUAUUGACUUGAAAGAUAAGCCUGAAUGGUUCUUGAAAAUAAGUCCCGAAGGGAAAGUGCCUUUGAUAAAGUUUGAUGAGGAGUGGGUUGCAGAUUCUGAUGUUAUCACGCAGUCACUGGAAGAGAAGUUUCCGGUUCCACCUUUGGUGACUCCGCCUGAGAAGGCAUCUGUGGGAUCAAAGAUCUUCUCCGCAUUUAUUGGUUUUUUGAAAAGCAAAGAUCCAGCCGAUGGAACGGAACAAGCAUUAUUAAGUGAGCUGAGUGCCUUCAAUGAUUAUUUAAAGGAAAAUGGCCCAUUUAUAAAUGGAAAAGAGGUCUCAGCUGCUGAUUUGGCCCUUGGACCAAAGCUCUACCACCUAGAGAUUGCUUUAGGGCAUUAUAAAAAAUGGUCCGUACCAGAUUCACUUCCAGAAGUGAAGUCCUAUAUGAAGACCAUUUUCUCCAGGGACUCGUUCAUCAACACGCGGGCUCUAACUGAGGAUGUCAUAGAGGGUUGGCGAUCAAAAGUUGAGGGAUAAACUAGUAUAUAAUCACAACCUUGUUCGGUUAAUAUAUGGCACUUUUGUAUUGAAAUAAAUUUACUUCCAUUUACAUAAUAGCACAGCCAUUGAAACUUGUAUAGAGUGUAUGAAUUGAAGUGUGUUCUCUAUAAGUAUAUGAAUUAAUAGUUUUCCUUCCUGUAAUAGAACUUGUAGUUGCUCCUUCAUAGUCCGUAAAUGUCUUGUUCCAUCUCUUUUA